Molecule: messenger RNA, 2100 nt
Organism: Gallus gallus (chicken)
Lineage: Eukaryota; Metazoa; Chordata; Aves; Galliformes; Phasianidae
Gene: RTN4RL2
Product: reticulon 4 receptor like 2
Exons: 3
Coding region: 615-1940 (441 amino acids)
Cellular component (GO): extracellular matrix; plasma membrane
Molecular function (GO): protein binding
Source: RefSeq, a predicted model, not a curated record
GGGGACCUGCAGCCUCCCUGAGCACGUCCCCUGGGGGCCUCGCACGCGGAGCUGGUGCACUUGUGGGAAUGCUGCACAACCCACAGCGUGGAGGCGCAGCCCUGUGGGUGCUGGCACGGUCGCUAUGGCCAUGAGCACAGCACCUGGGGACAGUGAUACACCCCUGGGAGCCUGGCACACACACCUGCGUCUCAUGAGGCACCCUGGCACGCACCUUGGGGACAAUGGCACAUACCCCCUUGGGACAAUGACAUACCCCCAGGGAAUCUGACGCGGUGCCAGGCAUGCUGACACACCCCUUGGAGAUGCUGGCACUUCCCCAGGAACCCAACCGCAGGCCCUGGUUGCACUGGACACUGGUGGGGCACCCAGCACAUUGCACCAGCGUCACCCAAGGGACCUGCAGCUGGCCGCCACGGGUGCCAAGGUCACGUCCCCACGUCCCCACACGCCACCCUGAAGCCCCGGCACCCACCACCACCCACACCUGCACCGUGGUGUCACCGUGUCACCAGGCCACCAGUGGCCCUGAGGCCAGUGUAAUGGCUGCUAAUGAGGCCUCAUUACGGCCAGCCAGGGGAGACGGGCGGGUGGCUAAAGAUUAACCUCGGCAGAUGGCGAUGGCUCAGCUCCGAGGUCGGCGGGGCUGCACUAUAUAUAGCUGCCCCUGCAGAGGUUGCGGCUGGGGGCACGAGUUGGGGAGACACAGGAAGGCUGCGGUAAAGAGGGAUGCUGCCCGCCCGGCACUGCCACUGUGCACUCCACCCAGGAAGGAGAUGGGGCUUCUCCAGGAGCUGCUGCGUGACCGGACUGCAGGGCGUCGGGCGCCCUCCUGUCCCAUCGAGGGGACCUGGAGCCCUCCCGGCCCUGUCGGCUGCUGGGGAGGACUGCGGGUGCCCGAGGCUGGGCGAAGCCGCAGCCCCGUGACGCAGCAGGCGGCCCUGGCAGCCCCCGCAAGGGGAACUUCCCGCAGCCAUGCGGGCGCGCACAUGCCGGGCACUUUCCGCCACCUGCCCGCCCUCGAGGAGCUCGACCUGGGUGACAACCCGCACCUCCGCGUCCUGGCGCCCGACACCUUCCACGGCCUCCGGCGCCUCCAGGCCCUGCACCUCUACCGGUGCCAGCUGGCCAGCCUGCCCAGCGCCAUCUUCCGUGGCCUCCACAGCCUCCAGUACCUCUACCUGCAGGAGAACGGGCUGCUCUACCUCCAGGACGAUCUCUUUGCCGAUUUGGCCAACCUGAGCCACCUCUUCCUGCAUGGCAACCGGCUGCGAGCUCUGUCCGAGGGCGUUUUCCGCGGGCUGCCCAGCCUGGAUCGCCUGCUGCUGCACGCCAACCGCCUGGCCACCGUGCACCGCCGCGCCUUCCGCGGCCUGGCCCGCCUCACCAUCCUCUACCUGUUCAACAACAGCCUGGCGGCGCUGCCCGGGGACCCGCUGGCCGCGCUGCCCGCCCUGCAGUUCCUCCGCCUCAACGCCAACCCCUGGGCCUGCGACUGCCGUGCGCGCCCGCUCUGGGCCUGGUUCCGCCGCACUCGCGUCUCCAGCUCGCCCGUGCCCUGCGCCAGCCCCCCGCACCGCCGCGGCACCGACCUGCGGCACCUGCGGCCCCGUGACUUCGACGGCUGCCCCGAGGAGGACGAGGAGGAGGACGAAGGCAAAGAUGAGGAUGACGGCGACGGAGGUGGCGGCGGCGGGGCGGUGGCCGUGGUGGGCACUCCCGGGCGGGCGCUAGGCCGCCCCGGCACCCUGCCUGCCGCGCCGCCUUCCGCCUUCUACCGCGACGGGCUGCCGCCCCACGACCUGCGGGGCUCCCAGCCCCGGCCGCCCCCUCCGUCCCGUGACUCCCGCGGCCCCCCCGGGGACGCCCCCGUGGCUGCGGCCCCCCGCCCGGCUCCCGCCCUCCUGCCCCUGCUGGGCCUGCUCCUGCCCCGUCUCUGAGCCCGACCGGGGGGGCCUCCGGACCCCUCUCGGGUCCUCCCGAGGCGUUCGGGGCAGGAGGCGUCCCCAGGACUCUGCUCCCACCCGUCCCGAGUGAAAAGAACCCACGCAGGCACCGCGCGGUUGGGAAUUCUUUAUUAAAAAUGGUCUUAUUUUGGGA